Jatropha curcas is the source of this 392-nucleotide messenger RNA. It is a transcript of the gene ALDH10A9, whose product is annotated as aldehyde dehydrogenase 10A9. Gene Ontology annotation, molecular function: oxidoreductase activity, acting on the aldehyde or oxo group of donors, NAD or NADP as acceptor. Lineage: Eukaryota; Viridiplantae; Streptophyta; Magnoliopsida; Malpighiales; Euphorbiaceae. The record is from RefSeq and is marked provisional.
AUGGCUUUUCCUAUACCAAAUCGGCAGUUAUUCAUCGGCGGAGAAUGGAGAGAACCUGUUCUCAAGAAACGCAUCCCUAUUAUCAACCCUUCUACGGAGGAGAGCAUCGGUGACAUACCAGCAGCUACUGCAGAAGAUGUGGAGAUAGCAGUAGAAGCAGCUCAGAAAGCAUUUACCAGGAACAAAGGCAGAGAUUGGGCCUUCACUUCUGGGGCUGUCCGUGCUAAGUAUUUACGUGCUAUUGCUGCUAAGAUAACGGAGAAAAAAGCUGAACUAGCGAAACUUGAAGCAAUAGAUUGUGGAAAACCAUUAGAUGAAGCAGCGUGGGACAUAGAUGAUGUUGCUGGAUGUUUUGAGUACUAUGCUGGCCUUGCUGAAGGCUUAGAUGCAAA